CAUAUUGUGCAUGUAAAAACAGAACAUUUCUUUCCUAACAAUUUUCUCUCUAAACAAACACACUACCAAAGGCAAAUUCAGUAGCCAUUAAUCAUUAUCUGCAACUAGCCACCAGGAGAACCACCCCCAUGGAUGAGAUGACACUGGAGCUCGAAUUGCCCGGAUUCCGGUUUCAUCCUACCGAAGAAGAGCUCCUCAACUUCUACCUUAAAAACAUUAUUUUUGGGAAAAAACUCCGAUUUGAUAUAAUUGGUCUUCUCAACAUAUAUCAUCACGAACCUUGGGAAUUGCCCGGGUUGGCUAAGAUUGGUGAGAGAGAAUGGUACUUUUUUGUGCCAAGAGACAGAAAACAUGGGAAUGGAGGGAGGCCUAAUAGGACAACUGAACAUGGGUUUUGGAAGGCAACGGGUUCGGAUCGUAAGAUAGUGAGCUUAUCGGAUCCAAAGCGAGUCUUGGGACUGAAAAAGACUCUGGUCUUCUACAAAGGCAGAGCACCUCGUGGAUCCAAAACUGAUUGGGUCAUGAACGAGUAUAGACUACCUGAUGCAUGUACACCACCAAAGGACAUAGUAUUAUGCAAGAUAUAUAGGAAGGCAACCUCAUUGAAAGUGUUGGAGCAGAGGGCUGCAAUGGAAGAAGAGAUGAAGGCAGCAAUUCAUGCACUUCAACAACCUUCAUCUCCAACUACAUCAACAAUAGACACAACACUCUCAUUUUGUAGCCAACAACAUGAGGAUUCACUAAUCACACAACAACAACAACAUCAUCAUCAUCAUCAUGCGGUUUUCAAGAAAGAAGGUGAUGAAGAAGAGCUUAUUAGAAUAGUUGAUGAUGAUGAGAAAGUGAGGAUGAAUGAAGAAGAUUCAGUGGAGGAGGCCAAAAAAGGGUGUUUCUCAAAUAGUCUGCACUUACCAUCAGAGAUAGAGAAGCUGCCAGACCUCCUACUGCCCAAACCCACCAUGGAUUGGACCCAAGACCCCUUUUGGACACAGCUAAGGAGCCCAUGGCUUGACAACAAUUUCAUCCCAUAUGCCAACAUAAUGAAUUUCUAAUUUUUAUAUAUAAUUAUAUUUUCUAUUUAAAAAAAAAAAAAAAAAAUUAGAAGCUGUAAAAAUGAACGUUUGGUUAAAACGGUUCCUUUUUAUUCAAACAAAAAAAAAAAACCCCAUUAGUGGUUGUAGAUAGAUUUGCUCACAUUUUACUUCGUGGACAUACUUGUGAUCUUUUUUGGGCAGUGAGAAGAACCUUUGAACUGUCUUGCAAGUUUAAGGGCAACCCUUUUUUUGAAUUUUUUUUUUUCCCCAAAAGCUUCAAAGCUUUUCACUAAUCUAAGUUUAGUUGACAGUUCCAGUUGUUCUAUCAAGGGAGGUCAUCAUUAUCUUUC
Cornus florida is the source of this 1384-nucleotide messenger RNA. Its product is annotated as NAC domain-containing protein 6. Gene Ontology annotation, biological process: regulation of DNA-templated transcription. The record is from RefSeq and is a predicted model, not a curated record. Lineage: Eukaryota; Viridiplantae; Streptophyta; Magnoliopsida; Cornales; Cornaceae. The coding region runs from base 129 to 1052 and encodes 307 amino acids. The transcript is spliced from 3 exons. Gene Ontology annotation, molecular function: DNA binding.